UAUUUAGUUGUGUGUGAUAAAGUGCAAAGUGAAAUUAAUACACAAUACGUCGCUGAAUGCAUUCGCAUUUGUUGUGGUAGCCAGUUAAAGCCGUUCUGCUGCUUGUAGCUGCUGGAAUCCGAUCGCUGUCGAUAAGUGUGCAGCUGCUCGCUCUUUAAAACAAUAACAAGAAGCGGAAGCAUUUCAGUUAGCUCGUUUCGCACGUCGAUUGGGUUGUUGGUUGUUGGUGCGCUCUCCGUGUGCUAAAAAUAGCCAUUGAACCACCCACGCUAAAAUACAAAAAAUAAACGCAUUAAAUUCGGCAAGCAAACUUGAGGCAGUGUGUUGACUUUAACAGCGAUGCAGAUGCACAGAAUUCAUAAACAAGUCAGCAGCAGCAACAACAACAGCAAAAGCAACGGCAAUGAGGAAUUUCUGAGCGGCCGUUGCAUUGAAUGAGUGUCCUUGGCGUUGCUGCAUGUCACGCCACGCCACCAUGUCCGAUUUUGUACCCUGCGAUAUACUACCAGAUCUCUGGGAGGAGAUACUGCGACGCCACUGGACGUUUCUUGAGACCGAGGAGAGCAUCGAAAAGAUCGAGGAGCGCAAAAAACUUGAGGGCUGCUUGAAGGAGUUCCUGUGCGUUGUGCCGCAUGAUCGCAAGUUCUUUCUGCCGGAAACGGGGCAUGUGUUGCGCAGGACCGUCUGUGAGCUAAACGAGUUUACUGCACAGAAUGCAAUCGUUGGCUUCGAGGCCAUCAGCCAGUAUGCCAACAAUCUGUUCACCAAGCCCUGGCGCAAGGAAUUCCGUGUGCUCAAAACUUACUCCGGCUCAUAUCAGCAUGAGGUUGAAUCGAAUUUGAUUGAUGCCGAUCGACUGUUCCUGGCCAUGGGCUAUCGUCGCAUUGCCGAGGAUACGUUUGUGCUGGAGGGACCCAUCUGUCCUGAUCAGGUGACGAAUGUGUCCCGUGAUGCAAUGGCCGCCUAUGUGGAAUGCCAAAUAAUGAAGCACAUCUAUGCGGGCUUGAGUGCGGCGGGCUUCAACUGCAGCUGGCAGGAUAUAUUCCAUUUUCGGGAACGACACGUGGGCGGCACAACGCAGUCCAUCAAGGAGCUGGCCUGUCGACUGCACGAGAAGCGGCUGCGCAAGGAGCAACAACAGCAACUGCAUCAACAGCAGCAGCAACUCAACACGGAGAACACCUACAGCAAUGUGGCAUCCAAUCGCUGCGAUGGUUGCACUGUAGAAAAGCCUACUCUGCCGCCGUUAACCGCUGCCUGUGCUCUCCAUGGACAUGGAAAUGGCAAUGCGAAUAGCUGUGCAAUGCAUCCCGCCGCCGUCAAUCAUCACGCCCCGCCCACGAAUCUCAACUGCAUGUAUCAACAGCAGCAGCAGCAGCAACAACAACAACAACAACACCAAUCGGCACUGAUGACGCACUCGCGCAGCCUAGAGCAUUAUCAGGAGCCGGUGCAUGCGGGUCUGCCGCAACGCCAUUCGUUUGAUCAGCAUCCCAAGGAUUGUGCGGCACUGCAUCAGCAUGGCCAUUUGUAUGAGACGCCCUACGAUUGCUUGGACGGCCUGAGCAUGGGCAGCAGUGCGUCUUAUGCGGCUGUUGCUGGUGCUUAUAAUGCGCCCGGGAAUCGAUAUCCGCUGCCCUACAACAUCUCCAGUCAGCUGAAUGCCACGCCCUAUGCCACACCGCUCGACCUUACCAACAAUGCAAAUAUGUAUGCGAGCAUUGGCAAACAGCAGCAGCAGCAAUCGUCUGCAGUGGUGCCACAUAGCUGUGGCUAUCAUGGCGGCCAGUUGGGUGCAGUUGCUCGUCACCAGGCAAGCAUGCAGCAUAGACAGAGCACCUAUCCGCCACCGGAUCAUCAUCUAAUUGACUUUGAUGAGCGUGCCCAGCUCAUGCAGCAUGACUACAACGAUCCGCGUCUCUACGAGCAACGUGUCCGGCAGCCGCAGCAGCAGCAACAGCAGGGAAUGCGCACCCAGACAGCCAAGCAUGGCAAUCUGUACGCACAGCCACGUGAUGUGAUGGGGGGCAUGGGAAUGCACUAUCCGGUUGCCAGCUACGAUCUGGCCAUGGCCAAUUUGCCAACGACGCUGCCGCAGCCACAGCCACAGGACAUGUAUGUCUAUGCGCGUCCAGUGCCCAAAAGCAGUCGCAUACGCGCCCAGCUCGAAGCUGGCGACAAUCAACGGGAGCCCAUUAUGCAGGAACCCCUUGACAAUAAUCGGAAGACGACGCACAAGGAAUUGAGAGAGCGCAUAAGUCUUACGGCAGGCGCUGCCGAUGGUCGCCAGCAGCAUUUGCGGGGGACUAGUGAUAUGAACAUCUCGGAUGGCACUAGUUAUGAAUCGGCGAGUCUGGAUGAUUUUGUUGCCUUAAGCAGUGCAUCGCCGCCGCUGAUGCCCAAGGUGCAGGAGGGCGUUGGCAGUUUCGAGUCCUGGAACUAUGUGUUCAAGAAUCUGGAACGCUCUGGCUACUCCAAGGAUCUAGGCGAUCGUGAGGAUUUGCUAGUGCAGAGCUUGGAUCUGGAUUCACUGACACUUGGCAAUGGCGGUGGCGGCGGCGCUAGCGCUCCAGUCGAUAAGCGACGGCCCGAGACACAGCCAGCCACUGUGGAAAAGUCGCGCACGCUGGAGAAGAAACGUGAGCCGCGUGUGUUGCCAGCAGUGGUGCCGGCGCCAGCGCCAAACACCAGCAGCAGUCCGAGUGUGCGAAAGGUGAAGUCGGCCCUAAAAACGGCCACCAUUGACAAUAGGCCAUCGGGCAGCGGUGCUCGGAACAGUCGGAGCAGCGCAACGGGCGCUGUCGCCAAACAGCCGCCGCCAGUGUCGACGCAGCUAAUUGUGACCAGUCCGAAUGAGUGGAGCUGUCGCUUCUGCACUUUCCUCAAUCCGGAUACGAAGCGCAUCUGCGAAAUGUGCUGUCGCAGCAAGGACUUUAAUCUGGAGGCGGCUGCGAAUGUAUCGCAUGCAUCCUCCACUUGUGUCUAGAAGGCAACACCAAAAUGUGCACAUAUACCCCAUAUAAGCAAGUACAGUAGUCGCUCGCAAAGUGAAACUUGCUAAUAUUAAAUACAACAAUAUAUAUUCUUGAGUCUACAAUUUUGAUUUUGGAUCCAUUUUAUGUUAAAAUAUCUGCUGUUGAAAGCAAUAUAAGUUAAAUCUAUAUAAAUCGUGAAAUUGUAAAUUGAAAACAUGCUCGAGCGAUUACUGUAUGAAUAUAUAUAUAUU
Drosophila grimshawi is the source of this 3226-nucleotide messenger RNA. It is a transcript of the gene tamo, whose product is annotated as protein tamozhennic. Lineage: Eukaryota; Metazoa; Arthropoda; Insecta; Diptera; Drosophilidae. Gene Ontology annotation, cellular component: cytoplasm. Bases 458 to 2986 code for a protein of 842 amino acids. The transcript is spliced from 5 exons. The record is from RefSeq and is a predicted model, not a curated record.